CGAAGGCUAAGGAAUGGGGGAUGGCCCCCUCAGCCCCUAGAUAGUUCCGUCCCUUUUUUGCCUUCUCUGACAAAAUAGCUUAGAACGAAGCAUUUGGCCCACAAAUGUUAAUGCUUAAAAUUAUUACGCACACAUUUUGGCCAGAAAUCUAAGCAUAUAGGUUCAGAAUCUGGAGAGUUUUUCCACAACCCCUUGUCUCUUUCUCACUCUUUUGCAGACGCUCACACACAAAGGACACACAAGCCACAUUGUUGUUGUUGUCAUGUUACUCAUGUACCUGUGUUUCCAAUUUUGUUGAGAUUUUUGUUUGUGUGAGGUUGAGGGACACUUCUUUAGUUCUUUUGUCAUCUGGGUAAUUUUAGUUUGUUGGGUCUUGUCUAGUUAUAAAUUUUUGUUUUGUUUUGUUUGUUUGUUUUGUUUUGUUUUUAUUCUUAAAUAAAGGCUUUCACGCGUAAAGACCGGUGGGGAUUCUUGGGAAAGUACGAGACACGUUUGUGGUUUGAAUUAGGAAGGUGUUGUCUUUAUUGGGAGUUGAGGUUUCAAAGCUAAAGUGUGAAAAUUGCUUGUGGCUUUCAAGCUGGGACAGUUAAAGGCACUUUCUUUUCUUCUGGAUGACCGUUAUGUGGUUUUGAAAACUGAUACAAGUUUCUGAGUGGGAAACUUCCUCGGUUUUUCUGUGCAAGUGAAAGGUAUCUCUUUUUCUCUGGGACUCUGAAUUUAUAACCUUGACCAAAACACAAGCAGAGACAAAUGAGUCUUCUAUUUUGAUGGGGUUUGAAUUUCCAAAGCUGAUAUCGUUUUUCUGGGGUAGCAGGUGAAGCUUAGAAUUUCAAAAAUUCAAAGUCGUUAAUAUGUUAAGGGACUAGAUUUUUGAUUGGUUCUUGGUAUUCUUUUUUUUUUUUUUUGUCAUUGGUUUUGAUUCUCCACUAUAUUUGGUUCAGCUUUGAGUUUUCUGGGGAACUUUCAUAAUGUUUGGGAGCUUUUAAACAAAGGCUUUAAUAAGUCCGGUUGCUCCAAAGAACUUGGAAGCCGGCUAUAAAGGCAAUUUGGUGAACUGGCAUACUCAACUAUGUCUGAAUAUGAUUAUCAAUAUCCAUCCAAGGAUGAGAGGAGAAUUCCAAUAUGCAUUUUCUUUAAACACGCAAGACAAAUUUUUAAACUGGACGAACUUGGUUCAGAAAUAGCACAGAUUGCUUUGCCAGCUGCAAUGGCUUUGGCAGCUGACCCUAUUGCUUCUCUUAUUGACACAGCAUUCAUUGGCCAAAUAGGUCCAGUGGAACUUGCAGCUGUAGGAGUUUCGAUUGCUCUAUUCAAUCAAGUAUCAAGGAUUGCAAUAUUCCCACUUGUCAGUGUCACUACAUCUUUUGUUGCAGAGGAAGAUGCUAUUGGAAGUGUGAGCCAUGAAGCACAGGAUUGUGAACACUUGGAAACAGGUUCAACUACGAAUGGGGAAGACAAAGAGUUGAUUCCAAAAAAUGGUACAUGUGAGAAUGCAUACAAGUCACAACCAAAUGGUGGGAGCUUUGAAAUAGUUAAGAUUGACAAUGAAAGAAGGCAUAUUCCAUCUGCCUCGUCAGCAUUAGUUAUUGGCAGCAUACUUGGCCUCAUACAAGCCAUAUUCCUCAUAUUGGGAGCAAAACCUCUAUUAGGCUUCAUGGGAGUUAGUUCUGAUUCUCCAAUGCUAACUCCUGCACAACAGUACUUGACAUUGAGGUCACUUGGUGCUCCUGCAGUUCUUCUUUCAUUGGCCAUGCAAGGGGUGUUUCGUGGAUUUAAGGACACAAAAACACCUUUAUACGCCACUGUGGCAGGAGAUGUAACAAACAUUAUACUCGAUCCACUAUUUAUGUUUGUUUUCCGUAUGGGUAUCCGUGGGGCAGCCAUUGCUCAUGUUAUAUCUCAGUACCUAAUUUCAGUUAUACUCUUGUGGAAAUUAAUGGAAAAAGUUGAUCUCUUACCUCCAAGUAUCAAGCAACUGCAAUUUGGUCGAUUUCUAAAAAAUGGUUUUCUACUAUUAAUGAGGGUCAUUGCUGCGACAUUCUGUGUGACUCUGGCUGCAUCAAUGGCUGCACGCUUGGGGCCAACACCCAUGGCUGCAUUUCAAGUUUGCUUGCAGGUUUGGUUGACAACAUCACUUCUUGCUGAUGGGUUGGCUGUUGCUGGGCAGGCAAUACUUGCAAGUGCAUUUGCAAAGAAGGAUUACAAGAAGGCUGAAGCAGCAGCAUCCCGAGUAUUUCAGUUGGGAUUGGUUCUUGGUUUGAUACUUGCAACCAUUGUUGGAGUGGGGCUACAUUUUGGAGCACGAUUAUUUACAAAGGAUGUUCAUGUCCUCCACCUUAUUAGUAGAGGCAUUCCGUUUGUUGCAGCUACUCAACCUAUGAAUGCCUUGGCCUUUGUUUUCGAUGGCAUCAACUUUGGAGCAUCUGAUUUUGCAUAUUCAGCUUAUUCCAUGAUUAUGGUGGCUAUUAUCAGCAUUCUAUGUCUAUUUCUUCUCUCCUCUGGUCAUGGGUUCAUGGGAAUCUGGGUUGCCCUGACCAUCUUCAUGAGUCUUCGUGCAUUUGCUGGUUUUUGGAGGAUAGGGACAGGAACAGGUCCUUGGAACUUUCUCCGCAGCUAGUGACAUUGGUUAUGGUUCCAUAGUUUCUCCAUAGAUUUAUUCUCAGGGAAACUAUUCCCGUGGCAUGCGUUAAGUCCAGCCCAGGACAUUUCUCCUCCAUAUACUUAUUUGUACAGAAAAAUGGAAAAUGUUCAUAACAAGAAAAUAGAGAAAUGAAAUAUUUAGAGCAAGUUCUAUAUUAACCUAUUAUAAUUAGGGAUUAUUGUAAUGAUAUUCUUUCAGACUGCAAUAAUUCCCUUUAAAAAUUUGUCAUAUUAUAUUCCCUUAAAAGAGUUACCUACUAUAGAAA
Messenger RNA from Quercus robur (English oak), 2906 nucleotides. Its product is annotated as protein DETOXIFICATION 42. The coding region runs from base 1070 to 2617 and encodes 515 amino acids. The transcript is spliced from 14 exons. Gene Ontology annotation, biological process: transmembrane transport. Lineage: Eukaryota; Viridiplantae; Streptophyta; Magnoliopsida; Fagales; Fagaceae. The record is from RefSeq and is a predicted model, not a curated record. Gene Ontology annotation, cellular component: membrane. Gene Ontology annotation, molecular function: antiporter activity; xenobiotic transmembrane transporter activity.